Messenger RNA from Tripterygium wilfordii, 882 nucleotides. RefSeq names its product NDR1/HIN1-like protein 13. Lineage: Eukaryota; Viridiplantae; Streptophyta; Magnoliopsida; Celastrales; Celastraceae. The record is from RefSeq and is a predicted model, not a curated record. Bases 1 to 882 code for a protein of 293 amino acids. The transcript is spliced from 2 exons. Gene Ontology annotation, cellular component: plasma membrane.
AUGGAGGGGCGGGAUUCGCCUCCCAACGAUGACCCGCCUCCCCAUCCAAAUCCCUCCCCCGUCUCAAAGAACAAUAACAAUGACUCCACCGCUGCCAAUGAACCUCCCCUUCUACCACCGCCGCCGCCAAUUAAAGUUCAUUCAGAAACCUACAUUAUCCAAAUCCCAAAAGAAAUCAUAUAUCGAGUUCCUCCACCGGAAAAUGCUGCCAUUGUCGAACAAUUUCGCACCCCGGUUAAGAAGGAUAGGUCACAUUGCAAGCGCAUCGUGUGGAUUAUUGUAGCAUUGGCUCUAAUUGCUCUUGUAAUUGGGGUAACCAUGGCCGUAUUGCACCAUAUUUUUAGCCCUCAAGUUCCUUCUUUUUCAAUUGAUAAGGUUGUUCUCAAAACCCUAAAAUCUUCCAGUCAUCAGAGGUCAAAUUUUGGAUUUGAAGUCACACUCAAAGCCAAAAAUCCAAAUGAAAGAAUGGACAUCUCUUAUGAUACUGGAGAUGUCUUGCUUCUUCUUAAAGAACACAAGUUCGCAACGGGGGAAAUGCCCGAAUUGCACCAAGACGAAGGUGGUUCAAGCGACGUUCGUAUAGGGCUAAAGGGUUCGAGUGCAACAUUGCCUAAAGAGAUUGAGAAGGCCAAAGAUCAUCCGGUGUCAUUAACGUUAAAAAUGCAUGUCAAGGUGAAAUUUGAUGCUCCCAUACUCAAUAUUGGGAGCAAGGACAUGGAUGUGGAUGGGCUUUAUAUUUUAUUCCUGGGCCCAAAUUUCACUUCAGUGAUUUGGGGUACAGAUGAUCCAAUUGCUAUUGAGCAGGCCCAGAUCUUACAAGAGAGAUUUGGGUCUGGGCUAGCUAUCCAUGCAUUCCUCCCUCCCAUUAAAUCUACAUCAUAA